UUUUUCUCCUUAAGCACGGGGUAACCGUGCCGUUAUGUCCGACGGGGCUGCGGUGUUGUUUAACUGUACAUUAAACCCGGAAUUAAAACGCAUAUGUGUUCAGCCUCCUUUCUCAUCGUCCCGGUAAUGGACACCUUGAGGGUCGGGGUGUGUUGAAAAAGUGCCUCCGCGACGCUGAAGUUUUAACCGAAGUUGCAGCGAGAAGAGGACCCGUCGGAUUCGCCCCGUGGACUCGGUCUGGAUAGCGUUCUCGAGGCUGCAGCUGCAGGCCAUUUUCUGAUGGGCGGCAUACUGCGAGGCAACUCACCGGGACGACGUCAAAUCAUUCGGACGAGACGGCAACUGUGAAAGAAUGAAGACGAGCUAGAAAGUGUGGUCUCUCCGAAAAGAAAUGCAAGGAGGUUUUCUUGGAGGUAUACGAAUGCGCGGCUAUUUGAACUAGCAAAUGUUUAGCUGGACUAAAAACACAAGUCAGAGAAACCUGAAGAGUAACUUUGCUUAGUGAUUCUUCAAACAAAGGGUCCGCCUUGACACAGAGUGAUCAAUAUGAGUGCUGAAGGCUAUCAGUACAGAGCGCUUUAUGACUACAAGAAGGAGAGGGAGGAGGACAUCAACCUGCAUGUGGGGGAUAUACUGUUGGUAAGCAAAGGAGCACUGGUGGCGCUCGGGUACACCGAUGGGCUGGAACAGAAGCCAGAUGAGAUCGGCUGGCUCCCAGGCUUCAAUGAAACCACUCAGGAAAAGGGAGACUUCCCCGGGACAUACGUCGAGUUCAUUGGGAAGAAGAAGAUCUCGCCCCCCACGCCCAAGCCGAGACCCCUCAGACCCUUACCUGAAGCUCCAGGAUGCUUCAGGGCGGACUCGGACCCGGAGCAAGGCUUCUGUCUGCUGGACUUGACGGAGCAGUUUUCCCUCCCCGAGACCAGCCCACCCAUGCUGGCCAGACUGCUGGAAGCCAUUGAGAGGAAAGGUCUGGAAAAUCCCACUUUAUAUCGGACAUUUACUGCUGGUGGUGGACUUGAAAUCAGGCAGUAUUUUGAUUGUGACCCUCCCUUACCGGACCUGGAUCCUGUGGAACUUCCCGUCCUGUGCGACGGUCUGCGCAGGUACCUGCAGGAUCUUCCCCAGCCCGUCAUCCCCACUGCAAUAUACGCUCAGAUGGUCCACACUGCCAAAGAGGCGGUGAAUCCUGAAGAAUGUGCCCAGCUACUACGCCGCAUCGGCAGCACCCCGAGCCUGCCUCCCCAAUACUGGCUAACCCUCCACUGUCUGCUGAGGCAUUUCUCCAGAGUGUGCCAAAACAGCUCCAAGAACCUGCUCAGUGCCAGAGCCCUGGGCGAGAUCUUCAGCCCGGUGCUGUUCAGACAACAAGCCACCAGUUGUGAACCCAGCUCGGAUGCUCACAUCAAGAUCAUUGAAGUUCUGGUGACCAGUGAAUGGAGUGAAAGUCAGGCAGCUCCAGCUCUACCUCCAAAGCCACCCAAGCCCACACCUGUGACUAACAACGGCAUGAACAACAACAUGGCGCUACAAGACGCCGAAUGGUACUGGGGAGACAUCUCGAGGGAGGAGGUCAACGAGAAGCUGAGGGACACUGCGGACGGUACUUUCUUGGUGCGAGACGCCUCCACUAAGAUGCACGGAGACUACACUCUGACUCUGAGGAAAGGAGGAAACAACAAGCUCAUUAAGAUAUUCCAUCGGGAUGGGAAAUACGGCUUCUCAGACCCGCUGACCUUCAGCUCAGUUGUUGAGCUCAUCAACCACUAUCGCAACGAGUCACUGGCUCAGUACAACCCCAAGCUAGACGUCAAGCUGCUGUACCCGGUCUCCAAACACCAGCAGGAUCAGGUGGUGAAAGAAGACAACAUAGAAGCUGUGGGGAGGAAGCUGUGCGAGUACCACCAGCAGUACCAGGAGAAGAACAAAGAGUACGACCGUCUGUAUGAAGAGUACACCAGAACUUCACAAGAAAUCCAAAUGAAAAGGACGGCCAUCGAGGCUUUUAACGAAACCAUAAAGAUAUUCGAGGAGCAAUGCCAAACACAAGAGCGGUACAGCAAGGAGUACAUCGAGAAGUUCAGGAGAGAAGGCAACGACAAGGAGAUCCAGAGGAUUAUGGGCAACUACGAGAAGUUGAAGUCCCGGAUUAGCGAAAUCGUAGACAGCAAACGCAGACUGGAGGAAGAUCUGAAAAAACAGGCGGCCGACUACAGGGAGAUCGACAAGAGGAUGAACAGCAUCAAGCCAGACCUGAUCCAGGUCCGCAAGACCAGAGACCAGUAUCUCAUGUGGUUGACCCAGAAGGGAGUCAGGCAGAAGAAACUCAACGAGUGGCUCGGAAUCAAGAACGAGAACACGGAAGAUCAAUAUUCUAUGGUGGACGACGACGAAGACCUUCCUCAUCACGACGAGCGGGCCUGGAAGCUGGGCAACAUCAACCGACUGCAGGCGGAGGCUCUCCUCCAGGGCAAGAGAGACGGAACAUUCCUGGUUCGAGACAGCAGCAAAGCGGGAUGCUACGCCUGCAGCGUUGUCGUGGACGGUGAGGUGAAGCACUGCGUCAUCAACAAGACCCCCUCAGGUUUCGGCUUCGCCGAGCCGUACAACCUGUACAGCUCCUUGAAAGAACUCGUACUCCACUACCAGCACACGUCUCUGGUCCAGCACAAUGACUCUCUGAAUGUGACGCUAGCGUACCCCGUGUACACCCAGCAGAGGCGGUGAGGUUCCCCGGCUGUUUUUCCACACGGGACACUCAAAGAAGAAGAAGAAGAAAAAGGAAAAAAAGGCCUUGUGAUGAGUUGGGAUAUAUACACACAUAUAUAUAUAUAUAUAUAUAUAUAUAUAUAUAUAUAUAUAUAUAUAUAUAUAUAUAUAUGUGUGUAUCUAUGUGUCCUCGGGACCCUAUGAUUUAUAACACGCAGACGCGCGAGAAAAGGAGGGCUCUGUUUGCCCCGACUCGGACUUGAAAUUGGAGGAGAAGGAAAGCGGUAAAAGCCUGAAGCGUUUCAGUGACUCUGCCCGAGCCCGAGGCGAGUCUGAAUGUAGAUUUAUUUCUCUCUCGCUUUUUUUGUUUUUUUGUUGUUGUUGUUGUUUUUGUCGGAGCGGAGAAUACCGGCGGGAAAAAAAACUGCUGAACUCAGUCGCCGGCAGGAGGAUGAGGAGGAGGAGGAGGAGGAGGAGGAGGAUGAUGAGGAGGAGGAGGAUGAUGAGGAUGUUUUCCGAGGCCUUUUCCUUAACGGUGCUCGUUCUUUUUUCAAAGCUUUACCAGCCGGGGGGGAAAACGUCGAAUCGCAAACAGAUAAACUCUUCGAAUGGAACUAUACUCACCGGCCACACCGCUGUUCUCCCCCCCCCCCCCCCCCCCCCCCCCCCCCCCCGCCCUCCUCCACCACCUUUUUGUUUCUUUCCCUUCAUCUUUGUGCGUCUGUGUUUCUGCACAAGUGUUUGUGUGUGUGUGCGUGCGUGUUUGCGAUUGUGUGAGUGUGUGUGUGUGUGUGUGUGUGUGUGUGUGAUUGUCCAUGUGACCAAAACCCAUAGAAUCAGGUAAAUGUGUGAUGUCGGGGCAGGCUGUGUAACACAUUUGCUUGUGUUAACUGUUCAGUAGCAGACCAUGGAUCAGCUGAUAAAUGUAGCAAAAUGGCACUUUUUAAAACAAAGUUGUAAUUUCUUUUAUUUUAUUUUUUUGUUGUUGUUGGAAAAAAAGACUCGUAUGGACUUUUUAUGAGAAGAGGCAGAAGGAGACGAGACUUCCGCAUCCUGCCUUCACACUGUUGAGCAUUAUAGUGCAGACGUGAACUUUUGGUCUUUACUGUGGGGCGGGUGAAACUAUGAAUGGACUUUAAAAACUAUUUCAUGUA
Cyclopterus lumpus (lumpfish) is the source of this 3863-nucleotide messenger RNA. It is a transcript of the gene pik3r1, whose product is annotated as phosphoinositide-3-kinase, regulatory subunit 1 (alpha). The transcript has 15 exons. Gene Ontology annotation, biological process: insulin receptor signaling pathway; phosphatidylinositol phosphate biosynthetic process. Bases 547 to 2727 code for a protein of 726 amino acids. The record is from RefSeq and is a predicted model, not a curated record. Gene Ontology annotation, molecular function: protein binding; 1-phosphatidylinositol-3-kinase regulator activity. NCBI's taxonomy places the organism in Eukaryota, Metazoa, Chordata, Actinopteri, Perciformes, Cyclopteridae. Gene Ontology annotation, cellular component: phosphatidylinositol 3-kinase complex.